Messenger RNA from Fusarium tjaetaba, 1035 nucleotides. RefSeq lists its product as uncharacterized. The transcript is spliced from 2 exons. Lineage: Eukaryota; Fungi; Ascomycota; Sordariomycetes; Hypocreales; Nectriaceae. Bases 1 to 1035 code for a protein of 344 amino acids. The record is from RefSeq and is a predicted model, not a curated record.
AUGGCUACCAUGGCGGCUCCCCAUCAGCCAAGAUACAACCUGGAAGAUCCGGGCUAUCCAGUUGAGCCUCGCACUGCUCGCGACGCCCGAGAGGCAGCUCGUGCUGCGCGAAAUGGCCAGAGCCCGAGAUACAGACGCACUCAAUCGCCCGAGCAACUCGAUGACUUCCGCCCUCAGAGUGAAGAGUUCGACAUGCGGUCGCCCACCUCUGACGUGGCACUCCAAGACGCUAUGCUCGCACAAGCACAACAGCAGCAGCAGCGUGUCGUUCCGGUUGGUCAGGUUUCCCGUAAUGCUGGGCAGCGAAGACAACCGCCGCCUGGUCAAGGUCCAAACAACAACGCUCCCAGAGGUCCAGGUCCAGGUCCAGGUCCUCAGCAACCAAUGCCUCCAACUUACCCUGGCGGAAUGGACGGAGGUCCUCAGCAGCAGCAGCCCAAUGGUCCUAGACAAGAUGGUCGUUACAGACGACAAUCGCGCCGCGCUUCGGAGUCUGAACCCCGACCUCAUGGAGAGUCACCUCCCCGAAAUGGACCAAACACCCAGCAGAGCCGUGUUUCUCAAUCCAUGGCCUCAGAACAGCAUCAGCAGCGUCGCGCGCCUUCACCAGACCGUCUAGCAGUCCCUGGCAAUGACAUCAACCGUCUCAACAGUCCCUCCAUUCAAAAGAGCGUUCUUCUUCCUCUUGAGCAGAAGAUUCACGAGUAUGAUCAUCUCAUGGGUGAAGCUCAAGCCCAAAUGAACCAACUCGACGAUGAGAUCCGCGCUCUUCAGGAACGACGUCGCCAAGCCGAAGACCGCUUCAUUGAAGCCAAGUCCAAGCAUGAUGAUUACUCACGUCAACAUGAUCAAGUAGGCAAAGCUCUGCGCGGGGAGCUCGUGCAGCAGGCCCCACCACCCGCAGUCCGUCAGCCCGUUCAGCGCAUGGAGAGCGUCGACAGUUUCGAACAUCGACCCGUCAGCGCGCAAAGCUCUUUUCAUCAGAAGCCUAAGAAGGGGGGCUUGCGGAUGAGCUUGUUCAAUCGAAGCAAUUGA